AGAUAUCAUACUUGAAGCACGGUAUGGUUCUCACAGAAAACAAAGACGCAGUCGCACUGCGUUCACUAACCAACAACUAGCGGCUCUGGAGAAAACAUUUGCUAAGACACAUUAUCCAGACGUUGUUAUGCGCGAACGACUUGCAAUGAUGACAAGCUUACCAGAAGCUCGAAUUCAGGUUUGGUUUAAAAAUAGACGAGCAAAAUUCAGAAAGAAGCAAAAAGCAUUAAAGCAGAAAGAACGAUUAACCAGCGAACUGAACUCAAUGGAUGAACAGGCGAGUCCGUGUGAAGACGAUAGCAUCAGCGAUAAAUCUUUGAACCAUCACACAGCUCAACAGUCAGUUCAUGUCUCCCAGAUUCUCCAGCAUCACAGUUGUACAAGUGAGGCCACCAUGGGUGGACCGAGGCCAGUUAGAAAUUCGUCACCUGAGAAGAGUUCAUCGCAACAAAUGGAAAACAACGACAUUAUCUCCCUUGAACACAGCAACGACAGUACUUCCAUGCUUUCAAAAUGUACACCAGAGCAAAAACUUGCUGGAAAUGGCGAAUAUGAAUGUAAACCAUCGUUUGUUAAAGAAGGAACUCCUACAAUUGACGUCGGUGGGCAAGAAACGAGUCAUGAAGAUUUUGGUGGGAGCCCUGGUGUGUCAAGAUCCCAAUCGACAUCGAUAAAUGAUCCUUAUUUAUCAUCUCGAAAUAAAAAUUCAUCGUCUCCUCCUAACUACAGUCGGGCACCGCUAACUUUUUCAUCUCCUUACCAUCAAUUCGGACUUCUUAACGUUCAUCACCAGACGUUGGCUGCGGCCACAUCAUUACUGCACAAACCUUUUGCUCACAGCACUCCGGGACCAAGCAACACGGGUUCGGGUAUUUUACAAAUCAGUCCUAACGGGGCCCUCACGGCCGCUUAUUCAGGCUGGCCUUAUUACAUUCCAGCGUCUUUACCACAGUUGUCUACCUUGGCAGGCGAUUCCUUUCAGACUGGAAUUCAACACACUUCUAGUCAAAAUGCAAACCUUCAAUCUGUAUCUCCAGUUACUGCCGCAGCGGCAGCAGCUGCAGCUGCAGCGGCAACUUCCGGUGACGUCAGUGGUCAGAAAGACGCCAUAUUGUCAUCGAGCAUCGAAAAUUUACGUUACCGUGCUCGCCAACACACGGCAUCUUUAGGAUUAUUCUAGGUUUUGUUUCAGCUCCAUUACUGGACACAAAUUAUCUAGUUUAAUAAACUUUUCUUCUUUAAUAUUAUACGUACACACACACACACACACACAC
This is a messenger RNA of Octopus sinensis (East Asian common octopus), 1274 nucleotides long. RefSeq names its product diencephalon/mesencephalon homeobox protein 1-A-like. The record is from RefSeq and is a predicted model, not a curated record. Bases 128 to 1180 code for a protein of 350 amino acids. The transcript is spliced from 4 exons. Lineage: Eukaryota; Metazoa; Mollusca; Cephalopoda; Octopoda; Octopodidae. Gene Ontology annotation, molecular function: RNA polymerase II transcription regulatory region sequence-specific DNA binding; DNA-binding transcription factor activity, RNA polymerase II-specific. Gene Ontology annotation, biological process: regulation of transcription by RNA polymerase II.